CGUCUCGUGCGAAUGCCCCGUGGGGACAACACUGGUCCAACGCGCCAAAAAAUUAUCAUUUUGGGGGUAUCAUUAUCACAACUACACAAUUAAUCUGCCCUUCGGUGAGCAGUAGGUAAUGGCAACACACCAAGGAACGACUCCUCCGUGGAAAACAACGAUUAUAGUCAGCACGUCACUGCAGAACCAUGGUACAGACAGGAUGCUCAGCGCGCGACAGCACCGAAUCCGAUUUUCAGACAGCGUUGAGCCCGGGGCCUUUAUUUUCCCCCUGUCAGGUAUUGCAUUUCUGUUGGUUGACCCUCAAGACCUCUCGGUGCGAUUUGAGGAAUCUGGACUCAUUGAGAAGAUAAAGACGUUUGUGCAAGUGCACCGCAACAGUUUUAUUCUUCUACACGCCCCCUUUAAUGGCAAAGAGGACUUGGAAAUCAUGUCCGUGAUUCAACACAGAUUCUUUGGCAGCAAUCUCAGGAUCCUGCCUGUGCGAAACAAUGACGAGAUUGUCAAAGGAAUGUUGACAAUUGCCAAGGCCACCAGUAAGCCCCAUGUAGAUAGUAUCCGUGACCGGAUGUCUUUGGCUCGGGCUCGCAUCAUUGAAAGCAGUCCUGUGUGGGAGAUGCUAAGAGACUUUCUUUGAAGCUCAACAGGUGAUCCAGCAUUUUCAGUUUUAUUUGAUGCUAACCAGUACAAGCCUUGGUGAAUAUACAAAAGCAAAGGUGAAAUAUGUGUUUCAGUAUGUUAGCACAGUUUAUUCUGUUUUUUCAUUGUUUGCAAUAACUUUAGCAAAAUUCACAUUUAUCCAAUGCAUGUCUUAUUAAUCGGUCAAAUAAAAACUAAAAUAAAACUGUUUGUAGAAAUAUAA
Molecule: messenger RNA, 862 nt
Organism: Micropterus salmoides (largemouth bass)
Lineage: Eukaryota; Metazoa; Chordata; Actinopteri; Centrarchiformes; Centrarchidae
Exons: 5
Coding region: 119-637 (172 amino acids)
Biological process (GO): reciprocal meiotic recombination; synaptonemal complex assembly
Cellular component (GO): chromosome
Source: RefSeq, a predicted model, not a curated record